AUGCAACAAGUCCGGCUGUCAGUUGCACGCCCUUGUCGAUUUGUUGCUCGCCGCCGCUAUUCCGCACCGCUGUCCGCGCGACGAUUCCAUCUGUCACGAACAUGGCUCGCAUCACCAUCCCAAGAUCCUCACGAUACCGAGUCUACAGUACCAGGGAAUGCUGUGGAAGACCCUUCCCUCAAAAGUGAGAAUAUAUCCGACAAUGGCACACCGGCGACAUCUCCCUCCCCCGAGUCGGGCAAGUCGAUCACAAAAGCCUACGGAUCUGCCGUACGCAGAGCGAUGAGAAACCGGAAGUCCUCACAGCAGACUUCCCCAUCAACGGCAACAGUUCCCCCAUGGUUCUACGAACACAAUACGGUGUCCCACAGCAGCGAAGACCGCGCUACACAAUCGCUCCAACAGGUUAGGAUAACCAAGUCAGGGUCGGAACAGGAGCCCGAGGAGGUGCAAACAGAGAGCAUGGCUUUCGGGGGAGACUCCGACCCGUCUGCGUCCAGUGAACCACCGGCAGCAACGGAGAAUCGGUAUGCGGUGGCCGAGGAAACAUGGGAAGAACUGCGGGCCUCCGUCAAAGCAGGCUUACGGUUACCACCUGUGAAAUAUGCCAAGGAGCCUUCGGACAUUGCACAAUUAUUCAGCGAGCAAGACCUCGCGGAUGUCGGGGUAACUUCACCCAUUCGAUCUCUCGGUUAUGAUGUCUAUCGGCAAUCCGUCACAACUUCAUGGUCGGAAAUUGAAGAUCCCGAAGGAGACGGUGAGGAUGACGUGACUGAAAUGGCAGGUGGACCCCGUGGUAUGCGCGGCGAUAUUAGCGCUCCCCGGUUUAUCACAAUCGAGAGCAGCAAAGAGGCCGGUGACAUCCCUCUUCCCAACUGGCUUGGGCUGAAAACUCUUCUGGGGGGAUCGAUCAAUGGCCAAACGGAUCCGGAUCCCGGGGCCGGCGCCUCACGAAGUGGCCAGCGCGCUGAAACUCGGUGGAUUCAACUAGUCAAUGAGCUCCUCGGCCCAUCAGGUCAACCAGCGCUGCCAGUCCCCGUUGAAGCAGCAGAAAAUGCGGAACCAAAACCCAGCAAGGCUUUGCCAUCUCGAGAUAUAAUUAUGCAUAUCCAGGAUUACCGUGACAUCCAAAACACCCGAGAGGGGUCCAAAUUCAUUUCACUUUUGCACAAAGUCAUCCAAGAUCGGAGAGCGGCAGGAUCCAAGAUUCUGUUGAUCGGAACUACUUCGCAGGAAAUCCACCACUCGCCCUCACAAGAUGGUGCUGGUCUACUGCAGAAUGUCCUCGAUGAUCAGUUCUCGAAGACCUUGCUUAUCACCCCGGCGAUGAGCUCGAAAGAAGCCGAAAAGGUCUUCGCCGAAGACCGAAAGAAGCGCACCAUGGAUAUAAAUAUCCGCCACCUGCAGAGCAUGCUUCGCUUCCGAUUACAUGAACAGGCUCUACCUGUAAAAGAUAACAUCCUGAGCGACCGCUCUUGGCCGCUGGAGCCUUCGACAAUCAAAGAAUCAGGGAUCGAGGAUCGGUACUGGACGUACAAUCAAGUGCAUUGGAUUUCUACACUUGCACUUGGUUGCGCUGAAGCCAAGGAGCCCUUUGGGUUUGAGCACAUCCGACGUGGAAUCGAACUCAUGGAUAAAAGCGAUCGGAUCACCAAUGAAUGGCUGAAAGAGAAGUCACCCAAGGAGAAGGAUUCGGAAGCGGGGCAGACCAGAGAGCAACUAAUCAGCUCUUUGCGCAAAACAUGCAACACCCACGAGAAAAAGCUACUUAACGGUGUAGUUGACGCAAAAAGCAUCCGAACCACAUUCAACGAUGUGCAUGUGCCUCCCGAGACCAUCGACGCCCUGAAAACCCUGACUUCCCUCUCACUCAUCCGCCCCGAGGCAUUCACAUAUGGUGUCCUCGCCACCGACAAGAUCCCCGGCCUUCUCUUAUACGGACCUCCAGGCACCGGUAAGACUCUCCUCGCCAAAGCCGUAGCCCGCGAGAGCGGAGCAACAGUCCUCGAAGUCAGCGGGUCUGAAGUGUACGACAUGUACGUCGGCGAGGGCGAGAAGAACGUGAAAGCGAUCUUCACGCUUGCCAAGAAGCUCAGCCCCUGCGUGGUCUUCAUCGACGAAGCCGAUGCCAUCUUCUGCUCGCGCACCGGAGCCAGCAGCCGCACCUCCCACCGCGAACUGAUCAACCAGUUCCUGCGCGAGUGGGACGGCAUGAACGACCUCUCGGCAUUUAUCAUGGUCGCUACAAACAGACCCUUCGAUCUGGACGAUGCUGUUCUCCGCCGUCUUCCCCGUCGUCUAUUAGUCGAUCUACCAACCGAGGAAGACCGCGAAGCAGUCUUGAGAAUCCACCUGAAAGAGGAGCAGCUCGAACCCUCCGUCGACCUUGCCGAACUCGCCCGACGCACGCCGCUGUAUUCUGGAUCCGAUUUGAAGAACCUGUCGGUGGCGGCUGCGCUGGCUUGCGUCCGCGAGGAGAACGACGCUGCGGCUAAGCACACCGGUGAUGAACCAUAUACCUACCCGGAGCGCCGCAUCCUGACUCGGGCCCAUUUCGAGCGCGGAAUGGAAGAAAUCAGCGCUUCAAUCAGUGAGGAUAUGUCUUCGCUGUCGGCGAUUCGGAAAUUCGACGAGCAGUAUGGUGACCGGAAAGGUCGCCGCCAGAAGAGCCCUGGGUGGGGAUUCAUUCCUGGUGGUAGUGGUAAUGCCUCGGCUGAUUCAGCGCGUGUUCGGACAUGA
This is a messenger RNA of Penicillium mononematosum, 2739 nucleotides long. RefSeq names its product ATP-binding protein. Bases 1 to 2739 code for a protein of 912 amino acids. Gene Ontology annotation, cellular component: mitochondrial outer membrane. Lineage: Eukaryota; Fungi; Ascomycota; Eurotiomycetes; Eurotiales; Aspergillaceae. The record is from RefSeq and is a predicted model, not a curated record. Gene Ontology annotation, molecular function: ATP hydrolysis activity; ATP binding. The transcript is spliced from 2 exons.